Wickerhamiella sorbophila is the source of this 942-nucleotide messenger RNA. RefSeq names its product Putative monoglyceride lipase. Bases 1 to 942 code for a protein of 313 amino acids. Lineage: Eukaryota; Fungi; Ascomycota; Dipodascomycetes; Dipodascales; Trichomonascaceae. The transcript has a single exon. Gene Ontology annotation, molecular function: lipase activity. Gene Ontology annotation, cellular component: membrane. The record is from RefSeq and is a predicted model, not a curated record.
AUGUCCUAUACAGAUUCGGUUAUUUCGAGCAAUGGCGCUGAUUUGGUAGUGCGCCAUUGGCCAGCUCCCGACGGAGUUAAAACCAAAGCCAAAAUCGUGUAUGUCCAUGGGUUCUCUGAGCACAACGACCUGUACAGUGCGUGGUGGCCCAGAAUUGUGAGCCAUGGCUACGACGUGACAAUGUUCGAUCAGCGGGGCUUUGGCAAGACCGCGUCCUCGGUGAAGGAUUUUGGUAUUACCAGCGACGAGAACCAGUUUAAGGACUUGGACCGUGUGAUUUCUACUGUUCUCGACGGGUCUGACGUGCCAAUGAUUUUGUGGGGACACUCCAUGGGCGGUGGAAUUACCCUAAACUACAUGGUCCGCGGGACUAUGCGGGAGAAAUUCUCAGCCUAUAUGGCUAACUCGCCCUAUGUGCUGGGGAACCCCCAGGGGCCGAAUGGACAAUUUCUCGUCAAACUAAUCCCGCUUGCUAUGCUGGUUGUACCUGGGAUGCGUCAACAGGUUGAAAUUGAUCCCCGCAUCUGCACCAACGAUCCGGCUAAAGUUGAACAGUACAAACGCGAUCCGCUACGCCAUAACAUUGGCACAGUCAGAUUGUUCAGCGACAUGAAGAAGAGAGGCAAGGCCCUUGUAGACCCAGACUAUGUCAAGCGGAGUAUUGACAGGCCGGUGCUUGUAUCUCAGGGUGACAAUGACUUGCUCUGCGAUGUCAAGGGCGCUCAAGAAUAUUUCCGUCUCUUGAACAAUUCUGAUAAGACCUUGGAAAUCUAUCCUGGUAUGCCUCACGAGCUGCAACAGCUUAAAGAGCCCGAGGUAACUGAUCACCUCAACAAGGUUCUUGCUUGGCUCGAUGCACGCUUUGACAAGGCCGAUCAGUCAAUUAAGCCUGACAGCUCAACUGCCAAACCUGCAAGUAAACUUGACAAGGUGGGGGCUUAG